This is a messenger RNA of Pararge aegeria (speckled wood butterfly), 2292 nucleotides long. RefSeq names its product separin (gene Sse). Gene Ontology annotation, biological process: meiotic chromosome separation; proteolysis. The transcript has 14 exons. Gene Ontology annotation, cellular component: centrosome; cytoplasm; nucleus. The record is from RefSeq and is a predicted model, not a curated record. Gene Ontology annotation, molecular function: cysteine-type endopeptidase activity. Bases 131 to 2200 code for a protein of 689 amino acids. Lineage: Eukaryota; Metazoa; Arthropoda; Insecta; Lepidoptera; Nymphalidae.
AUUUCAAAAAUAAAUAAUAAACCUUUAUUGAUAACGUGAUAAUACCUAAAAAUAUGUAAAUGUAUUGCUAAAUAAUUAAUUUAUUUAUUUUCUUGGUUUAUGAUUGAGAUAUUUAUAAUUUUAUGCGAGAAUGGAAGAUUUUGAUGUUUUCACAAAUGAAAUAGAAUUCUCGGGGCCAGCGUACAAACACAUACUGAAUAAGUACGUAACAGAUAUUCCAUGCACACCUAACGGACCUAAUUAUGAAAGUGGCAGAAAGCUCAUGGCUGAAGAAUGCUUAGCUGAUGGUAUGGAAAAGGAGUGUGCUUUUCACUUUAGUGAAGCUGUGUCCUCAUCAGUAAGAACCUUGGCAGUUUACAGAGAUGAGCAGAUACAAAACACAGGUAACAAAUUGAGCAAAAUUACCAAAUAUAUAAAACCUGUGAAAAAUAUAAUCUCUUCAAAUACAAUAACAAAAGAAGAAGCGAGUCUCCUCAAUUUAUUACCAAAUGAUGUUGAAGAAGUCACAGAGAUCCUCAAGAAUUAUGAACCUGACGAACUACCUUUACAUAAGAAAUAUAUGAGGUUUAGCUCUGAGAACAACGUAAACAAUUUUCUAAAGAUAUUGAAACAGUUUCCUAAAGAAUGGACAAUAAUACAAUUGACAGCACCCUACAAUCCAAACGAAAACCUAAAGCCUUUCACAGAAUACAGAACCGAAAUAAGUUCCAUAUACUUAACUCUAUUGACUAACGACUACAUGGAUCAUACGGAUAUUGAGCCAUUUACUGUGGAAGUACCAGCUAAUAUAACGAAAGUUGGGGAAAAGCCACUAUUUGAAGAGCUUUAUUCAUUGCUGAUCGAGAACUACAACACCAUCGAGAAAGCACAGUUUUUAAAUAAUAAAAGGCUGAUAAAGAACUAUUGGAGUAGACGUGAGGAUAUUGAUCUAAGGAUAAAGAGUGUAAUAAAUGUAAUGUACAAGGAGUGGCUUGGCGGAUGGUCAAGUCUUCUAACGGGAAAGUUCGAAGACUCUGCACUAAGGGAAAAAGUGAUAAAACAAGUUGAUACUGCUAUAUCUGAUUGGGGGUUCAUAAAGUUAACGUCGAAACAAAAAACAUUGCUAUACAAUCUACUAGGAAGCAGCAUAUUGCUGUCUUCACAACAAAUCAAGUCAUGCAUUCGAAUGAUACUCACUCAACAUGGCAACCCUGAUGAGGUUAGACAAGUUUUGACCAACUGCGAGAGCUGCAGUAAAGAGUUUAGACUUCUAAACGAAUUGUGUUUUGAGUGCUUGUCGGAAUGUUUCGAGAAAAUUCACCAUUUCAAUAUAGUGGAUGGGAUAAAAGCAUUUUCUGAUGUAGCGACUCAGAUUAAAGAUGGCGACGAGUGGACAGCGUUGCGGAAGGCGAAACGACAUCCUGUUAUACUUAUUGUCGAUGAAAUGUUAGAUACAUUUCCAUGGGAAACCCUGCCCAUAUUGAAUCACCAGCCAGUUUCGCGGAUAGAAAACAUCCACUUCUUGUACAGCCUGUAUAAGGAGCAUGAAGACAAAAUUGUUGAUGGGUAUUUCGCUGCGGAACCUAAUAUCGGCCGAUAUGUUAUAAAUCCAGACAAAAAUCUCGAACGCAUGGAGCUAAGGAUGAGCUCUUUCGUUAAGUAUUGGUGCGAAUCGUGGAGCGGUCACAUCGGAGAGCCUCCUCCGCCUGAAGAAUUCCUUGAUUAUCUUUCGACUUCCGAUAUAUUCUUGUAUUGUGGUCACGGCGACGGGUGUCACUUCGCGAAGGGUGCUGCGAACGGCGCCGGGGUCGAGGGUGCUUCGGGCCGCACCACCGCACUGUUGUCAGGCUGCGGCUCCGUGCGCCUCAGCCGCGCGCCGGGCAGGACUCCGCCCUCGGGGGCGCAUCACCACUUGCAUAUAGCGUCGUGCCCAAUCGUCAUUGGUAUGCUUUGGGAAGUGACGGACUUGGAAGUUGAUAAGGUGGUGAGCACACUUCUUUCUCUCUACGUGCCAUCCGAUGCACCUGUGGAUUGGAAGAGUGUAGGGAAGGCGAAAUGGAGUCAGGGACUAAUUGAGACGAGCAUAGAGCAGAAAUCCCAGUACAGCCCGGAGCGUGAUUUACUGUUAGCAGUAAGUCGAGCCCGAGGAGCCACCAGCUUUACAAUGAUCGCCAGCAGUCUGGUCGCACGCGGUCUUCCCGUCAGGAUACGUGAUAAGUAAACUAUUUGAGGCUGAUUGCAUUAUAAUUGUAUAAAAAUUGAUUUUAUGAUUAAAUAUUUUUAUUAAAUAAACUUAUAAUAAUACAAAUAAAU